UAUGGCAGGCCGGAUAAACAUUCGUUUUCCUUAAACAAUCUUCUGUGGAGUUCAGAGGGGGGAUUUAAUCAGAUGAUAACAUGGUAUCUAGCGCAUAAAAUAGACACAAAGAUUCAAAGACAUCUCAACGGUGAAGAUUUACCAAAAUGAAAGGAUCUCCAACUCUAGAAGAGAAGGAAAAUAGUUCGAGAUGCUCAACAUUGGAUAGGAAUUCUAAAGAUAGAAGUAAUUCAUUUAAAAGUGAGAGCGGGAAAACAAGGGUUUUUAAAGUCAGAGAGGACGUGUAUUUAGUACAUAAUAACGUGGUUGAUAAAAACUUACUCAAAAGCAGCAUUUCAACCAAAUUAAGACAGAGCAUACCGGGAGAGCUUUGUAACAGGACAGAAGUUGUGAAUAAAUUAAGGAGAGAAAAUUUAAAAGAGUAUCUACGACUUUCUAGUCUGAAUAAAAAAUUCAGUUCCGAAAUGCAGAUGGAAAAGAAUCGUAUCAGCAAUGAAGGUCAUCAGCUGAUUAAACGCCAGGAACAGAUGAGGAGAAACAGCGAUCUGGUGCGGAGGAACCAAGAGAAAAUGAAAAUGGUCUUCGAGAAUCGGAAAACGCCAUCUUCUACGCUUCCUCAGAUUUCGCACCGAUCGACCACACCCGUUGCCAAGCGCGUCAUCGUUGAUCAUACCAAUGGAGAAACCGCUUUUGUCAAACGAAAUGACCGACCAGCUACAUAUCCCCGCGUUCCCAUUGAUAAGGAUGACCCAACUUUUAUCAAAGUCUUCAAGCAUAAUGGGGUUUUCUUACCUCAGAAUAGAUACCCGGAUAAACAUUCCAUUGCCAAACCUGAAAACAGUAUUUUGAAGAGAGGUCAAAUGCCAAUCACGCCUGACUACGAAGAUUUGACCUUGUCCAUGAAUGACCUUGACUUAGAUAGUAACCAAUCUUCACCUGCCCUCUCGCCAAAGGAAUUUUCGAAGCAAAAGUCGGCAAGACGAGUUACAUGGAGCGGAGUCGAUAGAGAGAAAACCGAAAAAUCAGCACCAAAGAGCGCAGUAUUUGUUCGAAAAACACCGGAGUUGUUUUCACCAGUUCAAGAUAAAAGAAGUGAUAUGAAUUCUACUCCAUGUAGUCAGAAAAGUUUUAAAAGUGACUCUGCAUUAUUCAAACACCAAUCCUAUAGGAAAGGAAGAAGUAAGAUUGAAACAAUAGGUAUCCAGUGGAAACUUCCUCCGGGUUCUAAGGUGGAGAGCUCUAGAUCAAGAUCUGCAGGACACCUUUCAAAGAACCUCAACCCUUGCUCUGCUGCUCUUGACAGUGAAGGGAUUUCCAUUACUAAAACGAAAUGGCAUGUUCCCCGGAUGCAGUCUUUAGAAUCGUAUGAACUUUAUAAGAUUUGGCUAGAAAAAUUGGAAAACCUUAAAACCGGGAAGGCUAGCGGAGUUCCGAUGGGUCCACGAAUCCAUUCUUCCAAUCGCAGCAUUAGUUUGACCGUUCCUACAAUGUCAGAAGCGCCUAAUGCUUCAUUGAUCACUGGGUCAAAUAUGUAAAGCAAUAUAACAAAGACUAACGAAUUGAAAGAAGUAAUACAGCGACCUCUUGUUCAGGGUUGGUCAUAAAGUUCCGAGAGUAAUUCAACAAAUCAAAAUAAUAAUAAUAAUAUCACUUUAAAA
Messenger RNA from Saccostrea echinata, 1658 nucleotides. RefSeq lists its product as uncharacterized. The record is from RefSeq and is a predicted model, not a curated record. The transcript is spliced from 2 exons. The coding region runs from base 147 to 1535 and encodes 462 amino acids. NCBI's taxonomy places the organism in Eukaryota, Metazoa, Mollusca, Bivalvia, Ostreida, Ostreidae.